Adelges cooleyi (spruce gall adelgid) is the source of this 2345-nucleotide messenger RNA. Its product is annotated as glycerol kinase-like. Gene Ontology annotation, cellular component: mitochondrion. The transcript has a single exon. Gene Ontology annotation, biological process: triglyceride metabolic process; glycerol-3-phosphate biosynthetic process; glycerol metabolic process. Gene Ontology annotation, molecular function: glycerol kinase activity. NCBI's taxonomy places the organism in Eukaryota, Metazoa, Arthropoda, Insecta, Hemiptera, Adelgidae. The record is from RefSeq and is a predicted model, not a curated record. Bases 384 to 1982 code for a protein of 532 amino acids.
CGAUAAUGCGCACCAUGUAUCUUUUCUACCUUAAACGGCGACCGGUGUUUAAAACAGCUAUUCACCGUGAUUUAAUUGAACUAAAGUUCAUUAGUUCAAAACGAAAAAAAAAAUGCUCCGGCCUCCGAUAACGUUUAAGAACAGUCAAUAUUUUUAUAAGUGGUGCACCAAUUGAACAAGUUAUUAUCUUUAUGGCUGGCGUUCGACACAACCAUUUUUUAAAAUAUUUAACAUAUUUUUAUGUUAAAUGACGCAAUAAAUCGACCUAUAGUUCCUCUUGCUCAAUACAUAUCAGUUGUAUAAAACAAUUUGACCGUCUUCAAAUUUAAGCAUUUUCAAUUCAGUUUGUGAACCGACUCGAAGCCAGACACAUCAGUUAACAAAUGAAAGCAGAACUACCCGUUCAACUUAUUGGCGUGAUCAAUGUUGAAUCACAACGCGUCACAUUUUCAGUACUAUCCAGUUCAAAUGUCCUGGCAGAAUCAUCUAGAGCGAUUGAACUUACCAAGCCUUUACCAGGAUGGGUCGAAGUAGAUCCAGAACAUAUUUGGAAUACGUUGUGCAUGACCAUAAAUGAGGUAAUAAAUGAAUUAAAUUUUAAAGAUAUCACUGUAGAAUGCAUUAAAGCUAUCAGUAUUAUAAACGAACGAGACACUAUAUUGGCUUGGAACUCUGAAACAAAUCAGCCAAUUUACAAUGCGAUCCAUUACACUGAUUCUCGGACAGAUUCUUAUAUCCAAGAUAGCAUAUCCAAAGAUCCUAAUGUAUUUAAAUACAUAGAACAAACAACCGGUCUGAGGGUAAUAUCGAUGUUUGGUGGGCCCAAAAUAAAAUGGUUAAUCGAAAACAUAGAAAACACGAAACAACUUAUAGCCAGAAAAACCAUAAAAUUUGGAUCAUUGGAAACUUGGAUAGCUUGGAAACUUACGAAUGGUAAUUUAUACGUAACCGAUAUUACUAAUGCUUCAAGAACAUUGUUAAUGGAUUUGAAAACACUAGAAUGGUCAGCACAAGCAUGCAAAAUUUUCAAUGUCCCUAUUUCAUUACUUCCAACAAUAAAAAGUAACUCUGAACAAUAUGGAAUAAUACAAAUGACUAAAUUAAAAGGUGUUAUGAUUGGUUCAAUUUUAGCUAAUAACCAAGCCGCUUUCUAUGGAUCAAAUUGUAAACAAUUCGGUCAAAUAAUGAGCAGAUUUGGUGAUAGUUGCACAGUAACAUGUAAUGUUGGGACUGAAUUUAUAAAUUCAAGUAAUGGCCUGAUUACCACAAUUGCAUACCAAAUUGGCAAUGAACCAGCAGUUUAUGCCCUUGAAGGUUGGACAUCAAUUGGUGGGCAAAUAACAGACUGGUUAAAAGACAAAAUGAAAAUUUUAAGUAAUGAAGACGAUUUAAAUUCAUUAGACAUUGAUGUUAGCGAUAUAUACAUUGUACCAGCUUUUAAUGGACUAACCACACCAUAUUGGAGACCGGAUGCUCGAGGUAUAAUAUGUGGAAUGACUCAUUUCACUAAGAAAAAUCAUAUUAUUCGGGCAGCACUAGAAUCAAUAUGCUUCCAUACCAAGGAUGUAUGUGUUGCACUAGAAAAAGAUAUAGGUGUAAGUCCAUCACUAAUAAUUGUAGAUGGUAAAUACUCGUGUUAUGAUAAUUUACUGUGUUACCAAGCAGAUAUUUUGGGCGUGGAUGUAGUAAGGAUGCAUGCAACUCGUAUAGCAAUAUAUGGGGCGGCAGAAGCAGCAGCCCAGUCCGUUAAUAUAAAGUUUGAAAGCGAUCUAACACCAACUUUCAUAUCAAAACCAACUACUACACAAGAUGAAAGAAAUUGUCGCUAUUUUAAAUGGUUAAAAGCGAUUCGCAGAAGUUGUGGAUGGACAAGACCCCCACACACAGUACAAAAUAAGUAUGAAAUAUUAAACUCAAAUUUACUACCAACUGCUUCCUUGAUGGCCAUGAUGGGAAUGAUGGUAGUAGCAGAUAAAUACUAAUCAUGUACAACUUAUAGUUUAAAGAACUAACAAUUUUAUAUAAUUGUUUCAUUUUUUUUUUUUUAAGUAUAUAUAUAGUAAUUUUUAAUGAAGCCUACAUCAUAUUAAAUUACCUGUAAUUUAUUGUCAUAUUAGGAAUAACCAAGUGGGCUGAUCUGGUAUUUUUCUCAAUUGUUAUUAUAGAAUUUAAUACAAAAAGUUAUACCCAGCUCUUAUUUUUAAUGUUAAAUAAAUUUUAAUUUAAAUAAAAAAAUGUUCAACAACAUUUAAAACAACAUAUAUACAUAUUUAUAAAACAAAAAUUGGCUUAGAUUUCUAAGUGUUUUUAUUUUUUAUUAUUUAAAUGUAACCGUAUACUUGGUA